AAAAAUGAAGCUUAUCGACUAUGGUGUUUCGUUUGCAAAUUAAUCUGGUAUAAUUAGGUUAUCUUUAAGUUUAGAUUAAGUCUUAUUCGUACCAUUGUCUAGGUUUAAUCAACGCAAAAUAUUGAAGUAGAAGAUAUAUAACUUCAGGACUUAAUAUACAUAUAUGUAAUAACGAGGACUUACCUAGAAAUGUGAUGUAAUUAGACUUAUAAUGAUUCCAGCAACCUUCUCGUAGCCAGUUUAAUUAUUUUUCUUCUUCGUGUUUAGGACUACCAUUUGGACAGCUAUCAUAUCACUGGCGUAUGCGGUGUUUCUUUAGGUAUCCAAAAGUGGUCCUGAUGAGAGAUGAUGACUUCCCAUGAGGGUCUGGAUAUAUUCUGCAUCAGAGAAGAUGACGUCAUUAAUGAUCAUUAAGAUUCCUAACGUCCUUAAUAUUUUAAGAAAUUCGAUAAAUGUAUUGUCGUUGAUUUGUACAAACUGCUACGAUACCAUUACUUAAUGUCUCUGACUUUACGACAGUUCUUCACUGAUGGAGCAGCACAUAACUCCGGUGCAUUCUGGCUCUGACUGAACCGUUCCAUACCCCCACCCUUGGAUUUUUCAACCCCUUGCUUUUCCGCGCAGAAACGCAGAAGAGACAAUCGAUAUCGCGACGAUGCUCCACGCAGUCACAGCGCAAACGGUGAGGCGUCAAGAUCGUUCUUAUCGCAUUUUCAUCGUCAUGGAGCUUGAACUAGCAAAAUACAAGUCUUAUGCGCGCCACGUCAUCACUCGGCUGAUCUUUGCAGGAAUUUGGCCUGAAUCUAAUAAAACGAUCAAGACAAUCCUUUACUUCAUCAGUUUCACGUCAACACUGACGGUGUCGGUGACGUCUAUUAACUUUGGCAUUCAGAACGCCAACAACGUUAUAUUGCUGACCAAAGGCAUAGGCUUGGCUUCGGCAUUUUCUUCGGUCUUUUCCAAGGCUCUCUUGCUCCCACUGCAUCAAGAAGACAUCAUCUUUCUCAAGAACCGCCUCACGACCAAGUUUAUGAGCGACAUGGAAACGAUAGAGUAUCGCGCAGACCUGCUAUCCAGUGUACACGUCUUUUCCGCGUUUUUUAACAUGCACGAGGCCAUGGUGGCUUUUGCCAUGUUCAUGUACUGUUUUGUUCCGCUCUACGUGUUAUUCAAACACGGCACCUACCUGCGCACCUAUCCCUGUCUCUAUCCAUUUUCCUAUACACCAGGUGGCCUGGUGCACUGGCUUAUCUACGCUCUGGAAGUAGCUGGGGCGAUCUCCGUUUGGACUAUCACGGUUGGAGCCGACUGCGGAUUCCUUAUGUACGCGCUAGAGCUCUGUGGCGAGUUCAAGAUUCUGGCGAGAAAAUUCACGGAAUUGAAGGCCGGUGAUGGCUACAAGAGAAAUUUGAAGGAAUGUAUCGAGAGGCAUCAUCUCAUAAUUGAAGCCAAAAACAGAUUAGAGGAUUCUUAUGGACUAAUUGUUAUCUGGUUGGCUCUUUCGGGAGCAUUUCUCCUGUGCUCCCUUAUUUUCCAGAUUACUGAGUUAUACGAUAACCAUGGUAGUUACGUGCGCAUAGCUCAUCUAUGCUCUCAUCUUGUGGCUAAAAAUCUCCAAAUCUUUAUGUAUGCUUGGUAUGGCAACCUUAUAGCCGAUGAGAGCAAAGCAUUCCUGAACGCAAUGUACGAUUCACAUUGGCCUGAAGCUUGUGACAAAAACUUCAAGAAUGAUAUUUUGAUAGUUUUGACGCAAGAACCAUUAGUGGUUGUAGCUAAGGGUUGCAUGUAUGUUCAACUGGAUAUGUUUACUAAAAUCGUUAAGACUUCAAUGUCGUAUUUUUUUUUAAUACAAACAUUAGCAAAUUAAAAAGAAAUUUACAAAGUUGUUAUUUAUGCCAUUAUCUCAAGACUGUAAUUGUUCAUUACGAUAGUUCUCUCUUUUAAUUCGAUACUACUACCGAUCUACUUUUGUGUGCCGAAUAGUGGUUUCAAAUUAAAAUUUUACGGACAACUAACAUUGUCUGUUGUAAAAAAUAGUAAAGAAGGACCGAUCCUCUAAGGACUCUUUUUUCACUCACUUUACUGUGAUAUACAAAGAAAAGUUGUGUAAUACACUGUUUACAAGUUCUUGAUUCUUUACAGAUAUCAAUGGUUCCUAUAUCCAUGUGAUUCUAUCUCAGAAUUAGGAUGGAGAUAGGAUCAUACGGGUAAGAGCCUAUAUCGAUGUUAAUAACUAUUUGUUAAUAAAUAUUGAAAAAUACGUACAGUU
Nasonia vitripennis (jewel wasp) is the source of this 2269-nucleotide messenger RNA. It is a transcript of the gene Or247, whose product is annotated as odorant receptor 247. Gene Ontology annotation, biological process: detection of chemical stimulus involved in sensory perception of smell; sensory perception of smell. Bases 656 to 1867 code for a protein of 403 amino acids. Gene Ontology annotation, cellular component: plasma membrane. The transcript is spliced from 6 exons. Gene Ontology annotation, molecular function: odorant binding; olfactory receptor activity. The record is from RefSeq and is a predicted model, not a curated record. Lineage: Eukaryota; Metazoa; Arthropoda; Insecta; Hymenoptera; Pteromalidae.